CCGUUGGUUUAAGAAACAAUCCGGUUUUCUUCAUCAAAACAAAAACCUUGAAUUGAAUUUUUUGAACCCACGUUUUAGAUCUCUGAUUUCAUAUUUCAACACAAUAUUCUGCAUCGAAUCUUUCUUUGAGCUAUGGAUCUCUUCAUGAAACAUUACCCUUAUGGUUCGCAUAAGGAUGUCAUGGAGCUUCUAAAUCGUCACCCCAAUACUACAGAACGAGAUAUGGAGAAGCUUUUCAUCGAUUGCGGCCCAGGUUUGGCGAGGUCACUCCGCAUCCCUAACCCUAACAUCCUCGGAUUCGUGGAAACAGCUAUUAGUGAUAUCAGUAUCUCACGAGAAACCGAAAAACAAAAAGGCAGAGAACACGUUAUAGCUGGGCCUUUACUUCAUGUGCAUUCACUACAUGUACAACCCAAGGAAGCUCUAAAAGGUACACCGCUUCUUGUAUGUGGUAUAAUUCGGGUUAAGUAUCAAAAUUUCAUUACUGGAAAAGAGGUGCAUCUUGAUGUUUACAGACAAAGUGCCGAAGAGGCUGAUUACAUAAGCCCAAGUGGUGGUAAUUUGGUUCUCUUUAGGCCUGAUAUUUUCCCUGAUUGGAUUACUGGCUCUCAAGAUUUCUGGAUGGAAUUGCAAGGAACAAGUAUAGAAGUUGAUCUCUAUCUCAAAAUUGGGGAAUCGACCCAUUCGUUUGCUCGAGAAAAGUUUUUGGUGGGGAGUACAACUCAAGGCGAUGUUGAAGAAUUAAGAUCAAAAGAAUUCCAGCAUGCACUUUGCUCUGCUACCUUGAGUUAUAUUAAAAUGCCAUUUGCUGCCCUUUGCAAAGUGGAUGGUCGAUUCUCUAGCAAAAACAAGGACCUAGUUGUUAAUAUUUCUGGAAAAAUUGUUAUGCGGUAUAAGAACAUCUGUGGAAACUAUGAUUCAGAACCGUGUGUUCUUUUUGAGAAGCAGAAUGGCUUUGUAUCAGUUAAAAUGGAGGAACUCCUGUCAAGAAAAUUGUUGGGGGUGCCUGCAUAUUCAUCACUUGAAGUUGAGCUUGACUUGAUGGACGUCAACACAAGCAAGCCUAUUAAAGAAAAAAUAACUAUGUUGAAUGAGGAUGGUCCACAUGCAGGUGAUUGUGUAGUGGAUGUGGAUGGUGAUUUUGCGAUUAUUCUGUAUGUAGCAUUGAUUCCGCAUGUACAGAGGCUAAGUGUGCACAAAAACGAGCUUGACUUGAUGGACGUCAACACAAGCAAGCCUAUUAAAGAAAAAAUAACUAUGUUGAAUGAGGAUGGUCCACAUGCAGGUGAUUGUGUAGUGGAUGUGGAUGGUGAUUUUGCGAUUAUUCUGUAUGUAGCAUUGAUUCCGCAUGUACAGAGGCUAAGUGUGCACAAAAACGAGUCUGAUGAUGGAUGGUCAUUAUCCAACAAUGCCAACCCUAGGUAUUAUCUAGACCCAGAAAGUAUGCUGAGACCAUCAAGUUUCACAGAAUUCUACUCAAUCUUUAUCGGCCGUAAAAAAAUGGGAUCGGCAUUGAAAAUUUUUGGCACUGUUGAGUUGUCUUCUGGUGAGAAGACUCACUACCUGUUCAAGAGGGCAGGUGAUGAUGGUGUGGAAAUAGAAGAUUCACAGAAAGUGUUACCAUUGGGAGAUGUGCAUAUGAGUCUUGAUGAUUAUAGCAUGCUUGAAUUGAAGGUCGAUCUGAAAGAUGUUGGUGGUAAAUUUCAGAGUAGAGGCUUUGCUAGCCAUGACCGUGUAUUUGACACCCAAAUAUGUUCUGUUUUUCCGGGAGAAAGGGGUUUUUGUGCAUUGCAUUACUCCAUUUUCUCAAGAGCUUUUCAAGCAAAGAUCGAGAUCUUUGUCAAGAAUAAAGGUGAUCAUUUUGGGCCUGACAUAGUCUAUGGAAGUGCAAUUGCGCAUUAUAGCAACUUUGAAUACCCAACUGAGUUCGAGAGAAACUAUUUUCGGAGUGUGCUUUUCAAAAGGACUGAGAAGGAUUCAGUACGAUUAAAGGAUGAUGGGAGAGUACCACUUUCUCGAUGUGUAGUUGCAGUGCCGAUGGGUUCGUCCCUCAUUAUUCAUGUAGAUUUGUUUGGCACACAUUAUCAUCUCUCGUGCGACGAAGUGUUCAAGAUUGGAAGUGGCUCAUUUAACAAACUGGAAGAUGAUCAUGAUCUUGACAUCAAGUUGACUUGGAGUGAUGGUAAGUAGUUGUUUUUUUUUGUUAUACCUCACUUUUGAGAUUCUAUUAUUUCAGUGUUUUUUGGUUUAUAAGAAUAUCAGAAUAUGUCCAAAACCAAAGCAGCCAGAUAUUCAUCUACUAAAUUAACUUUCGAUUGAAAAAAAAGUUCAUAUUUAUUACUCCCUCCAUCCCACUAUAUUUGUCCACUUUCAUUUUUGCACACCAUCCAAUGCACUUUUUUAAUUCAUUUUAUCUUGUAAUUUGUAUAUUAAAAAAUUAUAGAAAUUAUAUAUUAAUAAUCUAUAUGUUAAGACAAAUCAAACAAGAUCACACAU
Molecule: messenger RNA, 2496 nt
Organism: Cuscuta campestris
Lineage: Eukaryota; Viridiplantae; Streptophyta; Magnoliopsida; Solanales; Convolvulaceae
Source: the annotation of a GenBank genome assembly